Messenger RNA from Osmia lignaria (orchard mason bee), 2288 nucleotides. It is a transcript of the gene Trap1, whose product is annotated as TNF receptor associated protein 1. NCBI's taxonomy places the organism in Eukaryota, Metazoa, Arthropoda, Insecta, Hymenoptera, Megachilidae. Gene Ontology annotation, biological process: protein folding. The record is from RefSeq and is a predicted model, not a curated record. Gene Ontology annotation, molecular function: ATP-dependent protein folding chaperone; ATP hydrolysis activity; ATP binding.
CUGUAGUCACUGGUUCUGGUAAUUUCGAAAGCAUGGCUACCGCUUUCAGACUGAGACUUGCGAUUAAAUGCGGAAGAAACGUUUCAAGACCAUUAAGUCGGCACUUAGAAAGAAAGAUUUUGGAAAAACAAUGUCAACAAUUUGUUGCUUUAGCAGGUACUUCAUUCAGAUACCUAUCCUCUCAAGCUGCAACACAGACAACAGAAAGUCACAAUAUUAUAAAAGAUGCAGAGAAAGUUAUAGGUGAAAGUGAUAAACAUGAAUUUCAAUCAGAAACACAAAUGCUUCUACAAAUUGUUGCAAAAUCCUUAUAUUCAGAAAAAGAGGUGUUCCUUCGCGAACUAAUCUCUAAUGCAAGUGAUGCACUUGAAAAACUAAGAUACAUGCAGUUAACUGAUGGUAAAGCAGCAGAAAUUAUUGGCAGUAGAAAUUUAGAAAUUCACAUUGCUACUGAUAAACAAAAUAGGACUCUUACAAUUCAGGAUACAGGAAUUGGUAUGACCCGUGAGGAAUUAAUUUCAAAUCUAGGAACAAUAGCUAGAUCUGGUUCUAGAGCAUUUUUAGAAAAAUUGAAAGAAAAGCAAGAUGCUGGUGAUGCAUCUCAAAUUAUUGGGCAGUUUGGUGUUGGUUUUUACAGUACCUUUAUGGUUGCUGAUAAAGUGGAAGUAUUUACAAAAUCAUAUGCACCAGAUGUUGAAGGUCUUUGCUGGACUUCUGAUGGUUCCAGUACUUUUAAAAUUGCGAAAGCUGAAGGAGUUCAACCAGGAACAAAAAUUGUUAUACAUCUGAAAGCCGAUUGCCGAGAAUUUAGCGAUGAAGAUACGGUAAAUCGUCUUAUUACGAAGUAUAGCAACUUUAUCGGUUGUCCGAUUUAUUUAAAUGGUAGAAGAGUUAAUACUAUUCAGCCAUUGUGGAUGCUCGAUCCAAAAGAUAUCACACCGCUUCAACAUGAAGAAUUCUAUAGAUUUAUCGGAAAUUGUUUCGAUAAACCUCGAUUCGUAUUACAUUACACGACCGACGCUCCACUUAAUAUUAGAGCCUUGUUAUAUUUCCCGGAAGAAAAACCACCAUUAUACGAUUUCAUUAAAAACGAUACGAGCGGUGUCUCUUUAUACAGUCGUAAAAUCUUAAUCAAAAACAGAGCAGAAAAUAUCUUACCGAAAUGGUUGCGUUUUAUCAAAGGAGUUGUUGAUUCUGAAGAUAUUCCUCUUAAUUUAAGUCGCGAAUUAUUGCAGAAUAGUACUUUGAUUGGAAAAUUAAGAAAUGUUUUAACGGCACGAGUUUUAAAAUAUUUACAUGAACGGUCUCAGAAACAACCGGAAGAGUACAUUAAAUUUUAUAAAGACCAUAGUAUUUUCUUGAAAGAAGGCAUUAUAAGCACCGAUAAUCAGAAGGAAAAGGAAGAAAUAGCGAAACUUUUGCGAUUCGAGUCAUCUGCAACGGCACCAGGAGAAGUAAUUAGUCUCGACGAUUAUUGUAAACGAAUAUCCCCAAAUCAGAAAAAGAUAAAUUAUCUUGUAGCACCAAGCCGGUCCUUAGCCGAACAGUCCCCCUAUUAUGAAUCACUAAAAAAACGUAAUAUCGAAGUAUUGUUUUGUUACGAGGCACACGAUGAUGUAAUUUUCUUACACUUAAGAAACUAUAAAUCUUAUACUUUAACUUCUAUUGAAGAAGAGAUGCGUGAAGCGGAUUCAAGUAAAUCUGACAGUUCUGGUAUUAUUGAUCAAGGCGAAAUUAGUAAUCUUUUGAACUAUAUGAAAAAGGUUUUAGCAGGAAAAGCACAUGACGUUAAGAUAACUAAUCGACUAGAGUCGCAUCCAUGUGUGAUCACGGUUCAAGAUUUGGCAAGUGCGAGGCAUUUCACUCGCAUACAAACUCGCCAAUUAAAAGAUGACGCGUUAUAUCACUUGCUUAAACCAUCAUUUGAAAUAAAUCCUAAUCAUCCUAUUGUUAAAAAGCUUUGUAGCUUAACAAAUACGAAUUCUAAAUUAGCCGACCUUCUUAUAAAACAGUUAUUUACCAAUAGUAUGGUUGAAGCUGGUUUGAUUGAUAAUCCACGAUUACUGGUAGCCUCGAUGAAUGAAUUAUUGACUGAAGCAUUAGAAAAAUAUUAGUUCGAUAUGGUUACUAAAGUCUACUUUAAGAAGUUAUGACGACGCUGUAUAUACAUACCUGUUCUUCGAAUAAGAUAAAUAUUUGUUAAUUAUAAAACAUUUUUUUAUUCGUACAAAUUAUUUUGUAGAAAAAAGUUUAUGUUACUUAGAAGGAAAUAAAUAUUAUUGUAUUUA